Molecule: messenger RNA, 2262 nt
Organism: Aspergillus melleus
Lineage: Eukaryota; Fungi; Ascomycota; Eurotiomycetes; Eurotiales; Aspergillaceae
Gene: mlh1
Product: mismatch repair ATPase MLH1
Exons: 4
Coding region: 1-2262 (753 amino acids)
Biological process (GO): mismatch repair
Cellular component (GO): MutLalpha complex
Molecular function (GO): ATP hydrolysis activity; ATP-dependent DNA damage sensor activity; mismatched DNA binding
Source: RefSeq, a predicted model, not a curated record
AUGGAGUCCGGUAUGGACAUAGAUAGCCCAGGACCUCGGGGAACGAAGCGGGCGGCCGAAGACAUUGAGGCUUCAACGAAGCCCAAGCGGAUCAAGGCCCUCGAUCCCGAUGUUGUGAACAAAAUCGCAGCCGGAGAAAUCAUCGUGGCACCUAUGCAUGCUUUGAAAGAGCUUAUCGAAAAUGCUGUUGAUGCUGGUUCUACGUCCGUCGAGAUCUUGGUCAAGGACGGUGGACUCAAACUACUGCAAAUUACUGACAAUGGUCAAGGCAUAGAUCGCGAGGAUCUCCCCAUUCUUUGUGAGAGAUUUACAACCUCCAAAUUAAAGCAGUUCGAGGACCUCUCAUCCAUUGGUACGUACGGAUUUCGCGGUGAGGCACUGGCCAGUAUAAGCCACAUUGCCCACCUUACUGUGACCACCAAAACUGCCGGCUCAAGCUGUGCAUGGAGGGCACAUUAUGGCGAUGGACACCUGGUCCCUGCUAAACCGGGACAAAGCGAAGCACCGAAAGCUACAGCUGGACGAGGCGGAACGCAGAUCACCGUUGAGGAUCUGUUCUACAAUGUCCCAACGAGACGCCGAGCAUUCCGGUCAGCGAGUGAAGAGUAUGCCAAAAUCCUCGAUGUUGUCGGUCGCUACGCAGUUCACUGCGCCGGAGUCGCGUUUUCUUGCCGCAAACACGGGGAUUCAGGCGUAAGCAUAUCAACGCCAGCCGUUGCAAAUACGACGGACCGAAUCCGUCAAAUUCAUGGGAGUGCCGUGGCCAACGAACUUGUCGAAUUCAAAGUUGAGGAUAGCAAAUUGGGAUUCCAGGCAUCUGGCCUUGUCACCAACGCAAAUUACCACGUCAAACGAACCACGAUUCUUCUCUUCAUCAACCACCGUGCUGUUGAAUCUACCGCUGUAAAGCGAGCUGUUGAACAGACCUACGCGAGCUUCCUGCCAAAAGGCGGUCAUCCUUUCGUCUACAUCGACCUAGAAAUUGAGCCACAGCGAGUGGAUGUCAACGUACACCCCACAAAGCGAGAGGUGAAUUUCCUGAACGAGGACGAGAUUAUCGAAUCCAUCUGCAAUGAAAUCAGAUCAAAACUGGCCCAAGUAGACUCAAGCCGAACGUUCUUGACACAGACUCUUCUGCCGGGGAUCAGAUCUAUCGAUCCUUCAGGUCAAGGCGAUGCAUCUACGGAAGCUGGCGGCUCGGUCCCUAAGACACCCUCAACGACGAAAAAGCCAUAUGAGCACAACCUUGUCCGAACAGAUUCUAAGGUUCGGAAGAUUACCUCCAUGCUGACACCGGCAAUUCAUCAAGCCACAGAUGCAGAAAACAUCUCGCCUAGUGUCCUCGAUGAGGGACUACAAUACGAAAGGACUGGCCGAGAGCCAAUCCGGAUCGCGUUAACAACCGUGAAAACACUACGAGCCAAUGUGCGCAAUACAAUGCACAACAACCUGACCGAAACCAUCGCUUCCCACACCUAUGUCGGACUAGUUGAUGAACGACGCCGCAUUGCGGCUGUACAAUCCGGCGUCAAACUUUACCUAAUCGACUACGGGAUGUUCUGUAGCGAGUUCUUCUACCAAGUCGGCCUUACUGAUUUCGGCAAUUUCGGCGUCAUCAAGCUAGACCCAGCACCAAAGCUCAUUGAUCUACUGCGAAUCGCUGCGAGCACCGAACGCGAGGAACAUGAACACCAAGCCGCACGUCAGAAAAAGAACCCCAGUCGCGAACGCGAACAAGAGGCGAACGACAUAUUCACCAACGCGCCAGACAUGGUCGCAAACACACUCAUAGAGCGGCGAGAAAUGCUCAACGAGUAUUUCUCCCUCCAGAUCUCAGAGCACGGCGACCUCCUCACCAUCCCUCUGUUACUAAAAGGAUACCUGCCGUCAUUAGGUAAACUACCACGUUUCCUCCUCCGCUUGGGACCCUACGUCGACUGGUCCAACGAAGGCGAAUGUUUCCGCACUUUCCUUCGUGAACUCGCCGCUUUCUACACGCCGGAGCAAUUGCCUACUCCUCCGCCCCAGGCACCGCAGACUUCAACAACAGCAACAGGGACAACCGAUGAGAAUGCAACCCCCCAGAACCUUCAGGAAGAGGAUGAGUCUAUCAAGCACCGUCGACAGCAAAUAGCUCACAUGUUGGAGCAUGUAGUGUUUCCAGCGCUUCGAGGUCGUCUGGUUGCCACGACGCGCCUUCUUCGGGGCGUUGUCGAGGUGGCGGAUCUAAAGGGUUUGUAUCGGGUGUUUGAGCGAUGUUAA